Molecule: messenger RNA, 3396 nt
Organism: Dromaius novaehollandiae (emu)
Lineage: Eukaryota; Metazoa; Chordata; Aves; Casuariiformes; Dromaiidae
Gene: AOC1
Product: amine oxidase copper containing 1
Exons: 7
Coding region: 523-3249 (908 amino acids)
Biological process (GO): response to antibiotic; amine metabolic process
Cellular component (GO): plasma membrane
Molecular function (GO): copper ion binding; primary methylamine oxidase activity; diamine oxidase activity
Source: RefSeq, a predicted model, not a curated record
GCAGCAAGGGGGUGACGGUCCUGCACAGCUUCUCCGCGCUGUCCUCGGUCACGGCGCGGCAGGUGGAGGAGGCCGUGGCCCGGUUCCGGGAGCGGUGCCGCGCCAGCGACCCGGGCUGCCGCUUCCUGCGGGACAUCGUCUCCUACCGCAGCGCGUGGCGGUGCCGCGGCCCGCCCGGGCGGGGGGCAGACCCCCUCCGCCCCAGCCCCGCACCCCGGUCCUGCCCCCCCGCAGGGGACCGGGGGGGCAGGGGGGACGGGGCGCCAGCCCUGCGACCCCGUCUCCAGCACCUGCGUCUUCCAGGACGGGCUGCCGCGCUGCUCCUGCCGCCCGGCUACCGCGCCGCGCACCCCAUGGACCGCGCCUGCACCCGUGGGCCGGGCCGGGCGCGGGGGGCUCCAGGCAGCACAGGGGUCCCGGUCCUGGGUGACAUGGGGGUCCCAGUCUUGGGUGGUGCAGGGGGGGCACCAGGCAGCACGGGGGUCCCGGUCCCAGGUGACAUGGGGGUCCCCCUCCCGGGUGAUGCAGGGGGACCCAGUCCCGGGCAGUGCAGGGGUCCCGGUCCCAGGCGGUGUGGGGGUCCUGGUCCCGGGCAGUGUAGGGGUCCCGGUCGGCACGGGGGGGCCCAGUCCUGGGCAGUGCGGAGGGUCCGGGCCCGGGUGGUGCAGGGGCUCCAGGCGGUGCAGCAAUCCCAGCUCUGGGUGGUGCGGGGGUCCCGGGCGGCACGGCGAUCCUGGUGCCCGGUGGCUCGGGGGUCCCGGUCCUGGCCCCAGUCCAUGUGGGGGGGUCCAGCCCCGGCGGCCGCAGCCCCCACGGCGCCUCUCUCCCCGCAGCCUGCCGCAGCGGAUUCCGGCUGCAGGACGGUGCCUGCCGCAGGUGCCCCUUCGGCUUCGGCGGCUGGCAGUGCGAGGAGCCCUUCCUGCUGGUGCUGGUCCUGGUGUCCGUCUCCGGGGGGGCCCUGCUGCUGCUGCUGCUGCUGCUGCUCGCCUGCGGGUCUCCCCGGGAAGGAUGUGGCUGCUCGCUCUCGCCGGGGCGCUGGCGGCGCUGGGCGUCGUGGCCGGCACCGACCCCACCGUGCCGCCCCCGGCCAAGGCCUCCAUCUUCGCCGACCUGAGCGCCGCGGAGCUGCGGGCCGUGCGGGCCUUCCUCAUGGGCCGCCCCGAGCUGGGGCUCUCGCCGAGCCACGGGGGGCCCCUGGCCAAGAACAGCAUCUUCCUGGUGGAGCUCCUGGCCCCCAAGAAGCGGCUGGCCCUGCGCUACCUGGACCAGGGCGGCCCCGCGCCCCAGCGCCAGGCGCGGGCCGUCGUCUUCUUCGGGGCGCAGGCGGAGCCCAACGUCACCGAGUACGCCGUGGGGCCCCUGCCGCGGCCCAGCGCCUACCGGCCGCUGCGGUUCAAGGGCCGGCGCGCCGUGCCCUUCGCCGCGCGGCCGAUGACCCUGCUGGAGUACGAGCUGCUGCACCGCAAGCUGGCCGAGGCCACGGAGCCGCUGUACCGGCUGCUGCGUGAGACCACGGGCUUCUGGUACCACAACUGCACCGAGCGCUGCCUGACCUUCUCGGACGCGGCGCCGCGCGGGCUGGCGCCCGGCGAGCGCCGCAGCUGGGUCAUUCUGCAGCGCUUCGUGGAGGGCUACUUCCUGCACCCGGUGGGCCUGGAGGUGCUCGUCGACCACCGGGACCCCGACCCGCGGCGCUGGGCCGUGCAGCGGCUCUGGUACAACGGGCAGUACUUCUCCAGCGCCCGGGAGCUGGCCGAGCGCUACGAGCGGGGGCAGCUCCCCGCGGUGCGCCUGGCCGACCCGGCGCCGCGGGAGCUCUUCUCCAGCUACGUGCCGCGCGGGCGCUUCGCCACCGGCACCCCCACCGACGUGCACGGCGCCAAGGUGUGCGAGCCGCAAGGCCGGCGCUACCGCCUGCGGGGCAACCAGCUGGAGUACGGGGGCUGGAGCCUGGCCUUCCGCCUGCGCUCCUCCUCCGGCCUGCAGCUCUUCGACGUGCGCUUCAACGGCGAGCGCCUGGCCUACGAGGUGAGCGUGCAGGAGGCCGUGGCCUUCUACGGCGGCGACACGCCGGCCGCCAUGCAGACCAAGUACAUCGACGCCGGCUGGGGCAUGGGCUCCGUCACCUACGAGCUGGCCCGCGGCAUCGACUGCCCCGAGGUGGCCACGUACGUGGACGCGCACCACCUGUACGACGCCGACGGGCCGGUGCGCUUCGCCCGCGCCCUCUGCGUCUUCGAGCUGCCCACGGGCGUCCCGCUGCGGCGGCACUUCGACAGCAACUUCCAGGGCGGGUACCACUUCUACGCGGGGCUGGAGGGGCAGGCGCUGGUGCUGCGCACCACCUCCACCGUCUACAACUACGACUACAUCUGGGACUUCCUGCUGUACCCCAACGGCGUGCUGGAGGCCAAGGUGCACGCCACCGGCUUCAUCCACGCCACCUUCUACACGCCGCAGGGCCGCCGCUACGGCAGCCGCGUGCACGCCCACGUCCUGGGCAACGUGCACACCCACCUCGUGCACUACAAGGUGGACCUGGAUAUCGCAGGCACCCAGAACAGCUUCGAGACGAUGGAGCUGCGCUUCGAGAACAUCUCCAACCCCUGGAGUCCGGGCGAGCGCGUGGUGCAGCCCUGGCUGCACCGGCAGCCGCGCCGCAGCGAGCGCCAGGCCGCCUUCCGCUUCGGCAGGGCCCUGCCCCGCUACCUGCUCUUCUACAACCCCCGGCAGCGCAACCGCUGGGGCCACCACCGCAGCUACCGCAUCCAGCACAGCUCGCACGCCGGGCCGGCGCUGCCCCGCGGCUGCGGGGAGGAGAAGGGCAUCGCCUGGGGCAGGUACCACCUGGCCGUGACGCGGCACCACGAGAACGAAGACACCAGCAGCAGCCUCUACACCCAGAACGACCCCUGGGAGCCCGCGGUCAACUUCGAGGGCUUCAUCCGCAACAACGAGAGCAUCGAGGACCAGGACCUGGUGGCCUGGGUGACGGUCGGCUUCCUGCACGUCCCGCACGCCGAGGACGUCCCCAACACCGCCACCCCCGGCAACGCCGUCGGCUUCUUCCUGCGCCCCUUCAACUUCUUCGACGAGGACCCCUCGGUGGCGUCGCGCAGCCCCGUCAUCGUCCGGCCCCUGGACCCGGCCGCCUCCCAGCUGGAGAUCCAGCGCUGGACGCCCGACAGCCCGGGGCCCUGCGUCUCCCCGGGGCCCUUCACCUACAACGGCACGUACUGGCAGGAGUGACCGGCAGGGAGGAGACGCCGGCCGGUGCCCCCCCGGUGCCACAGCCCCAUUGCACCCGCCCGGAGCAUCCCCGGUGCCAGGACCCCGCUGCACCUGGCUGGUGCAUCCCUGAUGCUGCAUCCCUGAUCCACCCGCCCGGAGCAUCCC